UACCUUGCUCAGCCCAGAAACAGUAUCAUUCGACAUCCGCUCUUGCUUCUGUAAAGAACUCAACCAAAUCAAAAAAGCAACAACAUGGCAUUCAAGUUUGUUUUCGCACUCGCUUUCGUCGCCGUGGCCAGCGCUGGCUAUGUGCCCGAGGCCUAUCACGCAGCUGCUCCAGUUGCCACUUACGGUGCCCCCGUGGCUGUGGCCCAGAAGGUGGUGGUCAAGUCCAACGAGGAGUACGAUCCCCAUCCCCAGUACCGUUUCUCGUACGGAGUCGAUGACAAGCUGACCGGAGACUCCAAAGGUCAGGUGGAGGAGCGCGAUGGUGAUGUCGUCCGUGGCGAGUACUCGCUGGUGGAUGCCGAUGGCUACAAGCGCACUGUUCAGUACACCGCCGAUCCCGUUCACGGCUUUAACGCUGUGGUCAACCGUGAACCUCUGGUCAAGACAGUUGCCGCUGCCCCUGUUGCCCACUAUGCCGCUCCCGCUGUCGCCCACUAUGCCGCCCCAGCUGUUGUCAAGACGGUCGCUCCAGUUGCCCACUAUGCUGCUCCAGCUCCAGUGGCUCACUAUGCCGCCCCAGCUGUUGUCAAGACUGUUGCUCCAGCUUACUCCACCUAUGCCGCCCCAGCGCAGGUGGCCCACUAUGCUGCCCCAGCUCAGGUGGCCCACUAUGCUGCACCAGCUCAGGUGGCCCACUAUGCUGCACCAGCUCAGGUAGCCCACUAUGCCGCCCCCGCAGCCCACUACGCCACCUACUCCGCACCAGCCGUCGCCUACCACCACUAAAAUGUUGAAUUCUUGUUUUUAUUCGUAUAUAGAAUCGUUGUUCAUAUUA
Messenger RNA from Drosophila virilis, 835 nucleotides. It is a transcript of the gene Ccp84Ab, whose product is annotated as Ccp84Ab. Lineage: Eukaryota; Metazoa; Arthropoda; Insecta; Diptera; Drosophilidae. Gene Ontology annotation, cellular component: extracellular matrix. The record is from RefSeq and is a predicted model, not a curated record.